CCAAUUGAGCCUUCCGUAAUCUCAUGAUGGCCCUGCGCCUGAUUAGGGCGUGAAAAUCAAUACGGCUACGGAACCGUAGUGUGCCUCCCAUGAAUAAGUUUAACCUAGCAUUUAAUAUUGCGUUUACUCAUAGUUAUCCGAGUCGGGUCAAAACUAUUUUGUGAAUAAUUUUCAUGCACAGCGAAGGCUUCGCUGUUACCGAAAAUAAUUGCAGGCAAUGUUAUUUAUAGCAUUUCGCGCGUCACCGAAUACAACGCGGUUUGGACUAAAAAAAAGAUAGAGAAAACCAUGCCGUGCAACGACCACCGAAGGUCAAUCUUCUUCGAACCAUAACUUCUGUAUUACUUCUGACGCAACGACGAAACAAUGAAAUGCUUUAAAAUUUAUUUCUACCGUUUAUUACGCUUUGUUCUUCGUGCAGUAAUCAAGCUUUGUGAUUGAAUUUUAUAUGAAAUAUCAUGUCACCGCUGACUCACAAACCCAAUUAAAUAAAAACCCAGUAGAAGGGUUUUCAGCAGGGCUCAUAGAUGACAAUGACAUAUAUCAGUGGGAAGUACUCAUUAUUGGACCUCCAGACACAUUAUAUGAAGGUGGGUUUUUCAAAGCACAUUUACAGUUUCCACGAGAGUAUCCACUUAGGCCACCAAGAAUGAAAUUUAUAACAGAAAUAUGGCAUCCAAACAUCGAGAAGAAUGGUACUGUAUGCAUAUCGAUUUUGCAUGAACCUGGAGAUGAUAAAUGGGGCUAUGAAAAAGCAUCAGAACGGUGGUUACCAGUUCACACAGUUGAGACUAUUCUCAUAAGUGUUAUUAGUAUGCUUGCAGAUCCUAACGAUGAAAGUCCUGCUAAUGUGGAUGCUGCCAAAGAGUGGAGAGAAAGUUACGCAGAAUUCAAAAGAAAGGUGGCGAGGUGUGUCAGAAAAAGCCAAGAGGAGUGUAUGUAGGAGAUGAACAAUUAUUCAAAUGGAAAGACUUAUUUAAUUCUGGGAAGCCGUAAGCACUGUAAGAAAGAAACCGAUGCUCAGCAUUAAGCUAAUGGAUAACAGUGCCACUAAAAACGGAUAUAGCCUGACCCAUUCUUAAGCAGAAAGAGGGAGGCAGAGAAUGUGUGAAAAUAAAAGAUAGUCACACAUCUCUAUGAAGUUUAUACCACCGCUACUGACGUACCAUCCAUUGAUACGAAGAACAUAAAGGAAAUACAUGCAGCUCACCUUUUACAUAAUAAACAACUAAAAAACUAAUUUACACAUAUACAUAAUGCAAAAAAAUUAUCUGUACGAUUAUUACCUUAAUAUUGAUAGUUAUAAACUUAACUUCCCUGUUCCUCCUGCUCAAGAGUUAGCCCCACCCUUUACACCUAAAAGCCUGUAAUUUAAAAUGUUUACGUUUAUUAUUGAAUAAUAAUUCCUUAGUGGCGUUUCGUAUUUUCUUACUUUCGUAAAUAUACAUAAAUAAAUUUUUGUAAAGUCAAAUACACGGUAUAUAUAUGCUACAAUCGUUAAAUGUAAUGCCAGUAAAAUAUGGAAACAAAAUAUAUGUGAAUUAAUUGUAACUGCGGCAAAUAUAAUGUCGAUUAAGCUGUACAAUCGCGGCUAUGUAAAGAAAUGUGAAAUUUCCGUUGAACCGUAAGUUGCCAAAAUAACGAAUUCUAAUUAAAGUGAUAAUAAUGCAAAUAACAAUAUUAUUAGAAAUAUACCAGUAAUUACAACUAGUAAACGUAACAUAAAAUUUCGUAUAUGGCUACAGAAACUUUGUACACAUUUUUA
Molecule: messenger RNA, 1765 nt
Organism: Eufriesea mexicana
Lineage: Eukaryota; Metazoa; Arthropoda; Insecta; Hymenoptera; Apidae
Gene: Ube2g1
Product: ubiquitin-conjugating enzyme E2G 1
Exons: 6
Coding region: 449-943 (164 amino acids)
Source: RefSeq, a predicted model, not a curated record